UUGCGAAUAACACAUUCCCUCAACUGAGUGUUCGUUUCAAUCUGCAGUACAAUAUUCUCAAGUCUGGACCCUUGGAUCAGGGUCAUUUGCCAGAGGAGGAUUUUUUUUUUCUUUUUUUUUUUUUUUGCGGCUCUCAGUUUUUUUUGUACUUCCUUCUUGGGCAGAAGACUGGUGUAAUAGAAACCAGACACAAGCCAGCAUGUGAGGCAUCCAUCCACUAUAGCGAGACCUCACUUCUUUGCAGACUAGGCUACCAGGAUAAGAAGGAAAUUCUCGACCAGGAAAUUAAGCCUCCGCUUUAGUUUUUAGUUAAUCUGGAUGUUAAUAUGACGGGAAAAAACAAGUGCUUAGGGAUGGAGUUGUCCCAUAAUGAGUCAGGCUGUGCAGAAAUAACUAGGGAGGACAAGUGAGGACUCCAGAAUGGGAAAUUCAUGUGCAACUUUUUCAGAUUGUAGUUAAAAGCUUGUAGGAGCAACAUGAGCUGGAGUUUUCUCACCCGCCUUCUGGAAGAGAUUCACAAUCACUCCACAUUUGUGGGGAAAGUGUGGCUCACUGUGCUCAUCAUCUUUCGCAUCGUACUGACAGCUGUUGGAGGUGAAUCCAUCUACUCCGAUGAACAAGCCAAAUUCACCUGCAACACCAAGCAGCCGGGCUGUGACAAUGUAUGCUAUGAUGCCUUUGCCCCCCUCUCGCAUGUUCGUUUCUGGGUCUUUCAGAUAAUCAUGAUUUCCACUCCCUCCAUCAUGUACAUGGGUUAUGCCAUUCACAAGAUAGCCCGAUCUUCGGAGGAUGAUCGCAGGAAGCACCAAAGACUUCGCAAGAGGCCGCCCCCUCACACAAGAUGGAGAGAAAGUCAGCCUGUUGAGGGGGUCCUGGAGGAGGAAGAUGAUGACGCUGAACCAAUGAUCUACGAGGAUGCACUGGAUGUCCAGGAGGGCAAGGUAGAUCCUGUGAGCAGCACUGGCAAAGACCCACCAAAACAUGAUGGCCGCAGAAAAAUCAUGCAACAAGGCCUGAUGAGAAUCUAUGUUCUCCAGCUCAUGUCACGAGCUAUUUUUGAAAUUGCUUUCCUAGCUGGACAAUAUCUACUGUAUGGAUUUCGAGUUAGUCCCUCUUAUGUGUGCAACAGGGUACCUUGUCCACACAGAGUGGACUGUUUUAUCUCCAGACCUACAGAGAAAACAAUCUUUCUCCUUAUUAUGUAUGUGGUGAGUUGCCUCUGUCUUGUGCUAAAUGUGUGUGAAAUGCUUCACUUGGGAAUUGGCACAUUUCGGGACACUCUUCACAUGAAGAGGAACCGCGACCGACGUUCCGCAUCCUAUGGCUACCCAUUUUCACGCAACAUCACAUCCUCCCCUCCUGGGUACAACCUUGUGAUGAAAACAGACAAACCCAGUAGGAUUCCCAACAGCCUCAUCCCCCAUGAGCAGAACAUGGCCAACGUAGCCCAGGAGCAGCAGUGUACAAGCCCAGACGAGAACAUCCCCUCCGACCUUGCAAGCCUGCAUCGACACCUGAGGGUUGCUCAGGAGCAAUUGGAUAUGGCCUUUCAAACCUACCAGACCAAAAACACCCAGCAGACCUCCAGAACAAGCAGCCCUGUUUCUGGGGGCACCGUGGCAGAACAAAAUCGAUGCAAUACAGUCCAAGAGAAGCAAGGAGCGAGGUCAAGAUCAGCCACAGACAAGGCAGCAACCAUCGUGAAAAAUGUAAAGACCUCUGUAUGGAUAUAGAGAUUCAUCUAUUCUAGGAAACUGACGUUAAAAUGAAAGUAUCCAGAGUUCGAGAGCUGUAAAGGAUGAAGAGAGUUAACUAUGGACAGCAACAAACUAGAUUUGAAUCAUGCUAAGAAAAGACAUAGGGACAUUAAUAAUCUAGUUUUGAAUAUAAAUAAAGAAGUAAGAACACAUAGACUUCAAAGUCAAUAUCAUAAAUCUUUACUGUAGUAGUAGAUGUUGGUUAUGGAUAAUAUGUACCUGCUUAGUUUAGCAUCUUUAAUUCCAGCUACAUUUCAUUGCAAACUUUUUCUCUAACAUAUCAUCACAGGAAAUUGAAAGGGAUUCACUUGGAGCAACUGAGAUUUGCAAUUAGCAAUUGUGGUGGAAAAUGGAAGUGAAGCACUUGAAUUGCACUAUGAAUCUUUUUGUUUUUUUUACAUAGACUAUUGAUAGAAAAGUGCAUGUUUCACAUUUAGAUAAAUAUUUUUGGAUGAGAAGCAAUUUAAAUAGAACUAUUUUAAUAAUAGUAGAGAAGAAAUAAGGAUGUUUCUGGGAAACAUUUGCACAGUUUGGUGAUCUUCAGACUCAACAGUGUGCAAAGCCCUAAUCUGUGUGUCAUAAUUUUAAAAAAGAGCUUUGUUUUGUCAUAAAAAGUAGUGAAUAAAUACAAACUGUAACAAUUCUCUCUACUAAAGAGUAAUAUCUUUUGAGUAGACUAUCCAUUAUUUACAGCUGGAAACUUGAAUGAGUACAGACUGUAGUAGGAAUCCUGUUGCCAUUUAGCCAUUUAGAAAACUCGUCCUAAAUUCAGAUUGAUUCAAACGGUAUUUUUUUCCUCUGUUAUUAAAAUGAAUUCAAAACAGGGAAUACUUCCUUCACUAUGUUCAAAUCUCAAAGUGCCUCAAACUCUUAAAGACUGUUUUAGCAUUCUUUUCAUGGUUAAAUUAAAUAAUUUGAAAUUUCAAAUCUUCUUGUUGUGCAGCAGAUCUUUGAUUCAGUGACUUAUUGCCCAAAUUAUGGCGUAUUCCUUGGAACACAAGUUUUCUGUACUUUGAUAACAGCUAUGCAGUGACAAUGCUGUUAAAGUAAAAAAAAAAAAAUCAAGCUUAGACACUUUAGAAUACUUUAAUAAAAAUAAUUUAGCUGAGAAUAAUUAUGUCACAUUUCACUAAUUGCAUUUAAAAAACAGUUUUCCAUAACUGGCAAAGACUUGAAUCCAUAUUAAUACAACAUAGUAACACAAAUAACUUCAAAGCUUUUCAUUGCAAGCAAUAAAUCUGGCAAGAAUGACACUUCAUACUGAUAACUUCAAAUUAUGACACCUUAUUUCCCAUAAAAUUACUUUGAUUUACUCACAUAAGGUUAACAAUGUCUGCAGUCCAAAAGACCUCUUUCUGUGUGUGGUCAGUGGGACUUCAAAAACAGGAGGUUUUUGUCCAUUCUUCAGAGAAUUAAGUAGUGUAAAAUUAUGAUGAUUUCCCUUUUUAUACAAGAUAAAUAAAGGGAUUGAAAUAUUGGGUGUGCAGAAUUAUUUCUUUUUCCUUUGGCUUUAAGCAUCUGUGAUCUACGAAUGAUGCGUCUUGGUAUCCCAUUUGCUCACACAUGUACAAACCUUAAGGAUGUUGCACAUCAACAACUAUGUUAGAAGUACCGAGACUAAAAAAUAUGCGUCCCUUUACAAAUAAAUAAAAUAACUUCAAAGGAAAGCAAUUAGGCCUUAUAGCCAUAACUUUGCUGCAAUUUAUAUUAGUAGGGCUAUAGGAAACAGUACACUUGUAAAAUAAAACACAGCAAUAUUUCUUAUUUCUAAAGCAUGAUCUGAGUUUUAAAAGCUUGUUCUAGUGCUGUGUAAAAGUAUUCAUACCAUUUGAAGAGUUUCAGGUUUUGUCACAUUAUUCAACCACAAACCUCAAUCUACAUGAUCAAGAUUUAUUUUAUUUGAACACAUGGAUAUGCUAAGAUUGCUCAAGCUCAGUUCAAUCUUAGAUUGAGAGUCUGUAGACUUUAAACUGCAAGUGAGAAUUCUUAUGUUGUGUUUCCUGCAACAGCUUUCUUUAAGCCACUCUUCCAGUUUUGUGGAAUGAUUAAAUAAUAGUAAAUAUGACAUAUUUUCACCUGAGUGGUAGCCAGUGCAACUCUUCCAUAAUUAUGAUGGACCUCUUAUGGAAGGUCUAUCCAUAAGAGGUGGACCUUAUGGAUGGUCCACCGUGAAUAAAGGAAUAAAGGUGAAUAAAGGACCAUCCAUAAGGUCCACCUCUUAUGGAUGGUCCACCGUGAAUAAAGUGGAUUUCCUCCACUUUAUUCACGGUGGAGGAAAUCAUGAUUAAAGUCUCUAUUUACUGCCUGACCUGUCAGUUUAGUUGGAAGACUGUGUCUUUAAGAACUGCAGUUAUCCCAUAUUGCUUUCAUUUUCAGAAAUAGAUUGAGUUUUGCCUUCUGAGAUGUUCAAAUCUGAACUAAAAUCAUAUUACAACAAGUUGAACUCUAUUUACUAAUUAGGCAAUUUUUGAAGGCAAAGAGUUGUACUUGAUUUUAUUUAGUGCUGUUGGAUUAAAGUUGGCUGAAUCCAAAUGUACACCACAUUAUUUUUAUUAUUAUUUUGAAGAAAUGUUCAGAAUUAGAUAUUAUUUUUGCUACACUUGACAGUUACAGGCUUUUUUAAAUGCCUUUAACAUAACAUCAAAUAAAUGAAAGAUAUUGAUGGUUUGUGAUUAAUGUGAUGAAGUGUGAAACGUUUGAAUGGGUGUGAAAAAUGUGUUAAGGCACUGUAUAUGAAAUGCUGUCAAAUGUAACAGAAGACAAAACACACUUUAAUCAAAAUGUAGUUAAUGUUAAAGGAGUAGAAUGGAAAUACAACAUAAAAUGGGUUUGCCAAAAUUGUUUCUGAGAAGCUAUUACUUUGGUAAAUUUAACUGUUAUUAGUAUUUCUGCAUGCAGUCUUCAUUUGUUUACAUUAAAUGAACAAUCUAGAAAACAAAAACUGUGCAAAGUUAGCAGGAACUUCAAAAGGCUGCUGUGAACAUAAUUCUACUCUUGUUCAAACAACAGGUAUCCUGACAAUUUUCAAAUUACACUUAAUUUAGAAUAAAGAGAAAACUUAAGAGCCACAGCCAAAGUGCAAAGUUCUUCACAACAAAACAAUGGAUAGGCUAUGCCUUGUAUUGCUAAGGAAAGAAUUAGCUCAGUUUUCAGGCUUCUUUGUCUAAAAAAAAAGUAGCAAAUAAAGUAUCUUCAACAACCUGGUUUGACAGUCUGGACAUCCUUAAGCUAAAACCCCUUUGAAACAACUUUUAACUCAGUUCUAGUCUUCUGUCUGCAUGGGUGUACACAUACGUAAAACAAAUCAGAUUACUGUAAAUUAAUCUAUAGUUUGCAGACAGAAUAAAACAGUCAUAAAUACUAGGAGAAAACAUGAAUCAACUGUGAUAUAACCAAAGGUGUACAUUUCUCUUUAUUUAAAAAAAAAAAA
Molecule: messenger RNA, 5187 nt
Organism: Xiphophorus hellerii (green swordtail)
Lineage: Eukaryota; Metazoa; Chordata; Actinopteri; Cyprinodontiformes; Poeciliidae
Gene: gjc2
Product: gap junction protein gamma 2
Exons: 2
Coding region: 477-1733 (418 amino acids)
Biological process (GO): cell-cell signaling
Cellular component (GO): connexin complex
Molecular function (GO): gap junction channel activity
Source: RefSeq, a predicted model, not a curated record